Olea europaea var. sylvestris is the source of this 870-nucleotide messenger RNA. RefSeq lists its product as uncharacterized. Gene Ontology annotation, molecular function: nucleic acid binding. The transcript has 2 exons. Gene Ontology annotation, biological process: DNA integration. The coding region runs from base 1 to 870 and encodes 289 amino acids. NCBI's taxonomy places the organism in Eukaryota, Viridiplantae, Streptophyta, Magnoliopsida, Lamiales, Oleaceae. The record is from RefSeq and is a predicted model, not a curated record.
AUGUGCGACGCCAGUGAUCUUGCUGUUGGGGCCGUAUUGGGACAACGAAGAAAUAAGAUAUUUCACGUAAUCUACUAUAUAAGUAAGACCUUGAACGACGCUCAAUUAAACUAUGCCACUAUAGAGAAAGAGCUCAUUGCCGAUAAAUUUCGAUCAUAUCUUGUGGGGUCAAAGGUCAUCGUUUACACAGAUCACACAGCCAUCAAGUACUUAAUGGAAAAGAAGGAUGCCAAGCCACGUCUUAUUCAUUGGAUACUACUGCUUCAAGAGUUUGAUCUGGAAAUCAGGGAUAAGAAGGGCAGUGAAAACGUGGUAGCAAAUCACUUGUCUCAACUCGAGACCCCAGAGCAGACAGAGACCGUGAAAAUCAAUGAAGUCUUCCCAGAGAAACGAAAUGUCUUUGAACAAUAUCCUGGAGGUGGAACUAUUCGAUGUCUGGGGAUCGACUUCAUGGGGUCAUUUUCCCCAUCAUUCUCUAAUCAGUACAUAUUGGUGGCUGUGGAUUUCGUAUCGAAGUGGGUAGAAGCCGUUGCAUUGCCUACCAACGAUGCGAAGGUGGUGAUUGAUUUUCUAAAGAAAAAUAUUUUCACUCGCUUUGACACACCGAGAGCUAUAAUCAGUGAUGGGGGCAAACAUUUCUACAAUUGCCAAUUUGAACAGUUGUUGACUAAAUAUGGCGUUAAACAUCGUGCAGCCAUUGUAUAUCAUCAUCAAACCAGCGGACAGGUAGAAGUGUCCAAUAGGCAAUUAAAGCGAAUACUUGAAGUCACAGUAAGCUCUUCACGAAAAGAUUGGUCUAAGAAGCUAGACGACGCCUUGUGGGCCUAUAGGACUGAAUUCAAGACUCCUAUAGAGAUGUCACCAUAUUGA